Molecule: messenger RNA, 2017 nt
Organism: Mytilinidion resinicola
Lineage: Eukaryota; Fungi; Ascomycota; Dothideomycetes; Mytilinidiales; Mytilinidiaceae
Product: Vps36-domain-containing protein
Exons: 3
Coding region: 115-1980 (621 amino acids)
Biological process (GO): protein transport to vacuole involved in ubiquitin-dependent protein catabolic process via the multivesicular body sorting pathway
Cellular component (GO): ESCRT II complex; late endosome membrane
Molecular function (GO): ubiquitin binding; phosphatidylinositol-3-phosphate binding
Source: RefSeq, a predicted model, not a curated record
ACCACUAAAGCCCUCUACAGUGGGCGCCGAUCAAGAGCACCAGCGACUGUACUGAUCCCCUAUAGAGAUUGUGACCUCUGCGUGGUCGACGCUCCUCCAAACCCCAUGUCCUGAAUGUUUCUCCACCAGGUUGACCUCACCACUGCCCUGCGCCCCUCUCUACUCCCGGAAGAGACCCUACUUUUAGUGCAGGAUUCUAUUGGGUUAUACGAGGGGAAAUUCAAGAUUCCCCAGUUCCAGAAUGGCCAUGUAUACUUGACUUCACACCGAGUCUGCUAUGUAGACAACGACGAACCAAGGAAGCGCUCCGUGGCCAUAAACCUCAAGGAUGUCGAGCGUCCAGAGUUCUAUGCCGGGUUCCUCAAGUCCUCUGCGAAGGUGACUUUCUAUCCGAAACCCUCCAAACGCCUCUCGUUUUCAACACGGAGUCCGUCUACUGCCACUGGUCGCACCAUCUCAAGCAGCUCAAGCUCUACCCCCCCGGAGAGAAAUGGGAGUCCCUUGCGGUCUCUCGCGUCGUCGCCUGCCCCUUCGACAGCAGCCAGCGCUACCUGGAUAUGCCCCAUCUGCUCAUUCUCAAAUCCUGUUCCAUCAAACUUCGAUCCCGCCACGGCGAAUGCCCACACUCCCUUGCCGCCAUGUCUUGCUUGUGGCAUAAAGCCACCGCUGGUUCAUUUGGUGAAGGCGGCGAUAUCCUCAAUGACCAACAGACAAUCCCAACUGCUAGCACCAACACCGCAGAGAGCACAUCAUGACAAACUUGACUCAUCCUCGGCUUCGGGCUCAAGGAAUCCCCUGGGUCAAAGCAGUUCAUCCGCCUCGUUCACAUGCCCUCGAUGUACAUUUCGGAACCAUCCGUCUUUACUCACCUGUGAAAUCUGCGGUGCUUCCUUGGUAUCAAUAGAAGAUAAGCGUUUAGCGUCAGCGAAAGGUACAGCUAGGUCUGAGAGCCCUGGGCCCGCUCUUUCCGGCUUGUCAAUGCAAGACGAGGCAGUGGAGAGCGUCAAGUUCUCUUUCCGCGGUGGGGGAGAGAAGGUGUUUUUUGAGCGAGUCAAAAACGCUUUGGUGCAACGGAAAUGGCUUCUUCAGAGUGCACCACCAGUGCCAAAGCCUAAUCGACUCUCUGGGACGUUCGACGACGGAUAUAGUUCAAGUUCUGACCAGAGCUCCCGAGACCCCGAACGUCAAAAAGUCGUUGGUAUUGCAGGCCUCGAACGGAGAGGGCUAGAGCAGAGGAAGAACAACGAGCUUGUCAUCGGAACCGCCUUUGAAGAUCUCGAAGCCCUCAUGACAUCUGCAAAAGAAAUUAUUGCGCUGGCAGAGUCUUUCGCAUCGCAGGCCAACUUGGGAACCAACGGAAACUCGGAAGCAAGCUCCAUUCUCUCGCAAUCAGCGUCUGCGCUUGGUCUAGUCACGACGAAAGACAUGCUUGGAUCCGGGUCUGAUUCACUAUACGUGUCGGAACUAUCUAGGAAUCUGGCAGAAUGGCUCACAGACGACACCAGAGGCGUGCUCAAAAGAGAAGGUGGCAUCAUGACUCUCGUGGACCUGUGGGCUGUGUUCAAUCGUGCAAGAGGCGGAGUAGAAUUAGUAAGUCCAACGGACUUCGAGAAAGCCGCACGGCUGUGGGACAAGCUUAAGCUGCCUGUCCGGCUGCGAAUGUUCAAAAGUGGUCUCCUUGUAGUGCAAGGGCGAGAUAGAACAGACGAGAAGACGGUUGCAGCUCUUCUCUCAUGGCUCCGAGAAUUGCAUCGCCAGCCACCGGCAUCUGAAGUUACUUGGGAUUGGCGGCUGUAUGGGCGAGGCGUCACCGCACAGGAGGUGGCAGAGAGGUUUGGGUGGAGCGUUGGAGUAGCGAGCGAGGAGCUAGAAAUGGCAGAAGAGCGAGGAGUGCUGUGUCGUGAGCAGGGCUUGGACGGUCUGCGAUUUUGGGAGAACUGGCUCCUUCAUACGCCUGAAGAAGGCACCUUGGUUAUUUGAUGUUCGAAAAUAUAUCCUGUUCCACGAAUGACAGCCC